Molecule: messenger RNA, 3632 nt
Organism: Daphnia magna
Lineage: Eukaryota; Metazoa; Arthropoda; Branchiopoda; Diplostraca; Daphniidae
Product: INO80 complex subunit D
Exons: 6
Coding region: 297-2627 (776 amino acids)
Cellular component (GO): nucleus
Source: RefSeq, a predicted model, not a curated record
AAAAAAAAAAAGGUACAUUGGGAUACCAAUCAGUAAUUUCGUCUGUUCGUUGUUUUUCGGUAUUAAUAGUUGAUUACACAGGGAAAGUUUUCUUGUUUAAUGAAUCGAGAAAUUCAGUUUAAAAAAGAAACUAAUUUUAAGAUUGUGCAAACCGACGGGUAGAAACAUCAAGGAAGUUCGGCUCGAUAACAAUCCAAUGCCAGGAUGACGACGGCUUGUGUUGGACAAUAAUUUAAUGAUUGGUGUCCCUGUUUAUCACUUCGAUGGAAUCUAUCAUUCACUGAACACAACGCACAAUGUUUGAAGGAAAACAUAUUCAUUUCAGUCCUAUUGACCAGAAACCACUAUGCUCUUUCUCAUCCAAACUUUGUCGGCAAAGGCGGCUUAAUGGCUUUGCUUUCUGCAUCAGACAUAUUCUUGAAGAUUCUUCAGCUCCAUUCCGAGUUUGCUCAUUUGUGGCAUCCUCUGGUCAAAACAAAUGUACUAAUGUCAUUUCAAUUGCUCAUCCAAAAGGGCUAUGCAAUACCCAUCUCCAAUUAGCUGGUUUUCCUGCAGCUAAAAGAGACCGUAGGCAGCCAAAGAAAGAAAAUGGUCAAAAUUCUUCUGCAUCAUCACCAAAUGAGAAAAUGAGUAACCAAUCCAAUGAACCAACAUCAUCAUCUAUGGAGAUGAGUGAUGGGGAUCCAUACACAUUCAGUGAUGACACUGAACUUGCUACAAAACCAGACCAAAUUCUCUCUGAGAACCACCAAAAGCCCUCAGAUAUAAGCAGCCCCCCUCAUAAUAGCUCUUUGGCUAUUGAACCUUUGACUCCCAGCAGUACAAGCAGUAGUAGUGUUGAUAGUAACACUGAAAUUAAUGUCUGCAAAAGUUUAGCCCCAAUACCACACCUGGUUAAUAAUGGCAUCAAAGCCAACCCUCGCACGAAAUCUGAUGCCAAAACGAAAUCUGUUGCGAUAUCGAGAAAGAAGAAAGCCUUGGCUGCUGCUGUCGCAUCGAAACCAUCAACAGGAACUUAUCGACUUCCAGCUGUUCUACAGCAGCUCGAGGAUUCAAUCCACGGGAACAAAGCCCAAUACCUCUUGCCUAAAAUGAUUGAUGAAUCGGAUGACGAAGAAAUUUCUUCCUUUGGUGGAGGUCUAUCUCGAUAUGUCUCUGUUAUUCCACUUCGUUCCACAACAGAUAGUCCUCGAGCGUUCAAGCUAGAGCGAAGCAAAAGAGAAUUUCGUCAUAGAUAUCUCCAGUUAGCCCAAAUGAUCAAUGCAGAAGAUAAGUUUCGUGGCUUGCAUCAGUCGACGGUAGCCAAUAAGCUCGUUGAAGCAGCUCGCCGCUGUCCAAACGAGACUGGUAUGUUGCUGCAAGGUCGCCACCCCGCCAGCUCUUCGAAUGGAUUGAGCCCUUCCAGUAUAAAGAUCUUCUCCAAACGUAGAUGCAGCUUUCGUCGCGCUAGUUCUACCAACGGCGCAAAAGACGCUGGUUGUCCAGAAUUAUGUUUGCCCUGCUCCACGCUGUGCAAUAGACACAUUCUUUAUAGCGUUGAUCAACAAUUAUUUGAAUUCUGCUCUGCCCGUGGGACAGCAGGUUCGACACCUUGCGGUGCCCCAGUUCUAGCUAUUCAUUCGGGUCUACCGUAUUGCCCAGCACAUGCUGAACAAGUUGACGGAAUAGGCAACAAUUUGUCAGUUUCAGCUAAUGCUCCUAAGACUCUCGAGGGUCCAGACCUAUCGGGUAACAAUGGAGGAGGACAUCAAGGAAGUUUGUCUAGCAAAUCCAAUCGAAGGAAGGCACGUGCCCGCUCUACCUCGUCUUUGGGACGCCAUUCCCGACGACUUCGUAACCGACGCCGAGCCAAGCGUAUUGGAUCUAGUGGAGGGAGCGAAACUCGCAUCCAUUGCAUCGAAGCAGCGGACAAUGGAAUGGAGCUCGAUGUGGAAACGGUCGACAGUCCUGAAAACUGUUCACCAGCGUAUCCAACACCUGCCCAGUUGAUACCCCAUACUAUACAACCGCUUAGUAACCCUCUGCCGACAUCCGUCGAUCACGAAGUAGAGAUUUUAGAAGAUCACGACUUGAAAGAGUUGCUCAACCGUCUGCCUGACGAAGCCUUUCAGGAGAUAUUCGCCAUGACACAAGCUGCUGCCUCUUCAUCGCGUAAUGGAGGUUUGUUCGUGCCAAUGCCAAGCCGCGAAGAAGCUGAAGAGUUAGAGCGCGUUCUGGCUGUAGCCGAAAGUGCAACAAUGGGAGGUGUAGGGCACACAGAGUCUGACCUUAGUGACCUGUCCUUAAUUGACGACCACACUUUGGCUUUGGCUCAUGACCUCAUUACGUUGGGUGCCGGAGCGUCGGGUCAAAGUUUGUUAAUGGGUAACGAAGUCGUUCCCGGUUCUAACCAUCUCUACAUGGACAAUCUCAGUAUUCCUCACCAAACAAUCCAUCCAGAUACUUUUACAACGGAAGAAUCUUUUUCUUCUUCCCCCAUGCUGUCCAGAAGAAAAAGUCUAUCAAUGAUCCCUGGUGGACAGCAAGCCAGUCCUGCCAGAGGCUCUAGCCCACCAAGUCUGAAUCAGCAUCAUCAUGAUAGCAGUUUCAUCGAAGAUAGAGAAGGCGCUGCUGCACAUCCAUUGUAACGAAUAACAAAGGAAAGAUUAUGGUAGCAAUCUAGGUGUUGCCUAUUGUGGCUCUUCCUAGUCCUCUAUUGCUACCCUUCCAAAGUGAAUAGUUCGCUGUCCUACUUUACCUGUAACGUCUUAAACAACUUAAUUCAACGAAGCAAGGUACAGAAAAGGGCAAAAAGAAAAACGAUCCAGAAACCACCCUACCUUGAUAUUCUCUUCGCCUGUACGAGCCCUUUGUGUAGUAGAUGACAUGCUAAUGUAGCUGCACUACGGGUACUUUUUCUUCGACUCUGUUCACUACAUUCACAUGUUUAUUUUCUCCUUUUGAGUUUUUUUGCCCCUUUUCGUGUUACCUAUUCCCGUCUACCCCCACCUGACGUUUAUAUAUUUGUAUUGCUGUGCACCUUUGUCAUUAGUCUUGUGCAGUUGGUUCUCUCUGAGCUAUGUGAUAUUUAUUUGCCGCAAGAUCCAGAAAACGCCGCUGUGUUUUGUGGAUUCUCUUUUAAUUUUUCACGUGAAAACAUGGAACAAAAGAUCCCAAACACUCGAAAGGUGAAAAAAAAAAAGAAAUAAAGGACAAGGAACGGAGAAGUCGAAUGGCUCGCUGGAAUGGACCAGGGGAAAUUCACCUAACAUAUUUAUCACUCUCUCUACCUGUAUCUAUUCUAUCUGCAUUGAAAAUCCUGUCAAGCGCUGCGCCGCAAUCAGUGUCACUUGGUGGAUGUUCAGUUGUUCAUGUUAACACGUAACAGAUAUUUUCCAAGUCAUAGUAGUAAGCCGAUCCGAGAUUGAGCUUGGAUGGCAUCAAGAAUGCAAGUUGAGCACUUGGGACUGCAUUACUUUUUUGUUUGUUUGUGUGUUUUUUUUUACAAUGCCAAUCCUACGGAAAACUUAAGUCUGUCAUUGGAUUCUUCAGAUGUUCGUCGUAUACCCUGUGCGUGUUGCGUCGCCAACCUACGAUUGUUCGUUCACGUCUUGUGUACAGAAAUGCGAAUACAAAUGGUGAUGUUCUCUUAA